Molecule: messenger RNA, 1123 nt
Organism: Solea senegalensis (Senegalese sole)
Lineage: Eukaryota; Metazoa; Chordata; Actinopteri; Pleuronectiformes; Soleidae
Gene: hus1
Product: HUS1 checkpoint clamp component
Exons: 9
Coding region: 120-974 (284 amino acids)
Biological process (GO): mitotic intra-S DNA damage checkpoint signaling; mitotic DNA replication checkpoint signaling; telomere maintenance
Cellular component (GO): checkpoint clamp complex; site of double-strand break; nucleolus
Source: RefSeq, a predicted model, not a curated record
GACACGCACGGACCGAAUUAAACAGACGCGGCUGCGCGUAAUCGAAACAUUCCGGUCGCUUCCCGAGUGAGCACAAGAACCGAAUCCGUCCCGGAUCCACAGCGUGUUUCUCAGCCCAGAUGAAGUUCCGCGGCAAAAUCGUGGACGUCGCGUGUCUCAACCACUUUAGCCGAGUCGUCACCACCAUCUCAAAGCUGACAAAGACGUGUGUGCUGCGACUGACGCCCGACAACCUGUUCUUCGUUCUCUCCGGUAAAGUGGCCAAUGGAGGCGUCAGCAUGUGGUGCGAACUGUCGCAGGCCAACUUCUUUGAUGAGUACCAGAUGGAAGGAGUUUCCUCUGAAGACAAUGAGAUUUGUCUGGAAGUGUCUCCAGAGAAUAUGUCCCGAGCCCUGAAGACGGUGCAGAACGCCAAGGCCGUCAAAGUGAAGCUGACCAAGAAACACUGUCCCUGCCUGAGCAUUGCUGCAGAGCUGCCAACUCUGUCCAGCAUCGGGAGAAUCGUGAAUCACGACGUCCCGGUCGACGUCAUCCCCCGGAGACUGUGGCACGAAUUCAAAGAACCGACCAUGCCGGACUUUGAUGUCAGUAUCUACCUGCCUCCUCUGAAGACCAUGAAGAACGUGGUGGACAGGAUGAAGAACCUUUCUAACUUCCUGGUGAUGGAGGCCUUCCUGAACGGACAGAUGAAUCUAAAGAUUGAAACAGAUCUGGUUUCUGUCACCACACACUUCAAAGACCUGGGAAAUCCUCCGUGGGGUGAGGACGGCUCACAGAGGACAUCUCAGAGAUGCAGAGAUGCAGACGCCAUGGCUGAGGCAAGGGUGGACAUCAGGAGGCUGCAGCAGUUCCUUGUGGGACAACAGGUCAACCCCAGCAAGGCCAUGUGCAACAUCGUCCAUCAGCAGGUCGUCCACCUGAUUGUGCUGCAUGAGGACGUGUCGCUGCAGUAUUUCAUCCCCGCUGUGGCAUAGAGAAGCUCUGACUGUCCUCUGCUCUUUAAAGACUCUAAAGAGUUUCCUCUCGUCCGCGUUCACGUAGGAAACAGAAAGACAGUGCGACCUCUGACUCUGGAUUCUGGCUGUGAGUGUGAGGACCACGAUGAGGACAAAGCGUCCCUCUU